This is a messenger RNA of Xenopus laevis (African clawed frog), 3566 nucleotides long. RefSeq names its product twinkle mtDNA helicase L homeolog (gene twnk.L). Lineage: Eukaryota; Metazoa; Chordata; Amphibia; Anura; Pipidae. Gene Ontology annotation, molecular function: helicase activity; 5'-3' DNA helicase activity; DNA binding. The record is from RefSeq and is marked provisional. Gene Ontology annotation, cellular component: alpha DNA polymerase:primase complex; mitochondrial inner membrane; mitochondrial nucleoid. Gene Ontology annotation, biological process: DNA replication; mitochondrial DNA replication; DNA replication, synthesis of primer.
GUCGGCUCAGUGAGGCGAGUUUAGUGAUCCUAAUAAAGAGUCGCCCUAUGAAGCUGCUCAUGAGAUGAGAGUGUGGACAUGUUGUGUGGAGAAUGCUGCGCCUGUGGUUUAAGCGUGUGCAGGCUGUCGUUAUCCAGCAGCUUAUCCCCGCCAGGGGCUACCUCCUCACCACUUGUCUUAGGAAACAAGCCGACCUUAAACUUGCUCGGAGCCCAAGGAAAUCUAUCCAUGUGCCGGGGGAGCCCAUCCGCAGGCACUUUAAGAAGGGUCUCCUCACAGCCUUGGAUCAUGGCUCCCUGCAGCCGGUAACUAUGACAGAAAUCCGCCAGUACCUUCGUUCCAAGAAUGUGUCCUUCCACGAUGGUUACAGCUGCCUGCACGUCCCCAGCCCCUUCACCCCCGAGCAGGACACAUGCCUGUUUAUUGACAAGACCACCGGGCGCUUCCUGUGCAAGGCCACUCUGCUGGAGGGCAGCUGGGAAGACUUCCAGGACAGCAUGGAGCUGCUGCACAAAGAAGGCUGCUCCCACCUGAGCCCAGAGAUCCUGGCUGGGUACCUGGUGGACAGCGACUCGGACUCUGCGGAGGAUCAGCUGAAGGACAGCGAGGUGCGCAGGAUCUGGGACAGGGCCGUGUGGUUCUCUGAUUUGGGGGAAGAAGAGUCCCACCAAAUCAAGGCCAUGUUCAACAUUACAAAGAUUGCCAACAAUACCCUUAAGAAGUUUGGGGUGAAGUGUUUCCAGCCUACAAAAAGCCUGGUGUUCCCGUGGUAUAACCCCAGGGAUUCCAGCCUGAAUGGCCUAAAGUUACUGUCUGCAGAAUGCAACAAGCAGAAGGUCCAUUACGUUGAAACAACCUACCCCAGGCCUGCCCGUUACUACAACCUCUUUGGACUCUGUGUCUCGGGAAAGAAGGAGACUGAGGUGGUGAUCACUAGCCGUGAAGUAGACUGUUUAGCCAUUCACCAAUCCACUGGAGUCACCACCAUAGCAUUGCCCAGGGGAGCCUCUUGCCUCCCCCCUGUCCUCUUGCCCUACCUGGAGCAAUUUAAGCGCAUCGUUCUGUGGCUAGGGGACGACCUGCGCUCCUGGGAAGCCUCCAAAUUAUUUGCUAGGAAAUUAAACAUGAAGAGAUGUUCCCUGAUCCGCCCCGGGGACAAGCAGCCUAGUCCUCUGCACGCCUUUAAUGAUGGCUUGAAUAUCGGUAAAAUCCUUAAGGCCUCUCUCCCUGCCAGCCACAAAUCUAUCAUCUCUUUCCGCCAACUCCGAGAGGAGGUAUUUGGGCAACUGGAGAAUGCGGAUCAGGUUGCAGGAGUAAAAUGGAAUCGGUUCCCCGAACUAAAUAAACUUCUUAAGGGACACCGCAGAGGGGAACUCACUGUAUUUACAGGCCCAACUGGUAGUGGAAAAACAACGUUCAUCAGCGAGUAUGCUCUGGAUCUGUGCAUCCAAGGGAUUAACACCUUGUGGGGAAGUUUUGAACUGAACAAUGUGCGUCUGGCCAAGAUCAUGCUGACCCAGUUUGCUCUGCAGCGCUUAGAGGAGCAGCUGGACAAAUACGACGAGUGGGCAGACAAAUUUGAGGACUUGCCCCUUUGCUUCAUGACUUUCCACGGACAGCAAAAUAUCAAAGCCGUCAUGGACACCAUGCAGCAUGCCGUUUACAUGUACGAUAUUACCCAUGUGAUCAUCGAUAACUUGCAGUUCAUGAUGGGACAAGAAAACAUCUACUCUGACAGAUUUGCAGCUCAGGACUACAUGGUUGGGGCGUUCAGGAAAUUUGCUACAGUUAAUAAUUGCCAUGUAACCGUAGUCAUUCACCCUCGGAAAGAAGACGAUGACAAGGAACUGCAAACCUCAUCGAUUUUUGGCUCUGCAAAAGCAAGUCAAGAAGCCGACAAUGUUCUCAUCCUCCAGGACAGAAAGCUGGUAACUGGCCAAGGCAAGAGACACCUGCAAGUGGCAAAGAACAGAUUUGAUGGGGAAGUAGGUGUAUUCUCACUGGAAUUCAACAAGCCCUGUCUUUCCUUUGCUUCCUCCAAGGGCAAGCAGAAAUUCAAGAAACUCAAUAAAGACGCUGAGACACCAAAUUCCAAAUCAUCCGAGGAAACACCAGCAAAGAAUAAGAAAUAAAAUGACGUAUUUUGUAUAUCUUCAUGUUCUUAUUGCACUUACUUUGAAGUUCAAUGGUUUUAGAGUUUUAUUCUUCAGACUUUCAUCCCAGCACUUUCCAAGCAUGUCCUGCUGUGCUCCCGCAUUUCAAUUGACCUUCCGCUGGCUGCAGAGCAGAGCCAGACACGGAGUCUCUUGGCAUUUGGGGAAGAACAUAAUACUAUAAUGUGAUAGUAUUAUAAAGCAACAUUACUCCAUAGGGGAAUAAUAAAAGGAACAGACACACUUAGCUUGCAAAAUACUUACCUUCAAAUGUGGCAAAUCAUUUUUGAGUUGAUGAGCUGAACUGUAGGUGAUCUUGAUCUUCAUUAGAAGGAAUGGGAAAGUGUUAGUGGUGUUCAGUGUACAGCAUAUUCUUCAUAAUAUAUAUACAUCCUAGGAUAUGAUACCAUGCAAUGUUUCAGUAGGAAUAUCACACUAAUACCUCUCAUGCUCUUGCUAUUUAGCUGGAAGCCUCAGUCUCCAAUCUGGAAAUGCAGAUUUUGCACUCCUCCACUAAACUCUUGUGGGUUGUGGCAUGAGCUGGGUUUAUAGCACAAAUUUGCCCACCAAUGGAAUUUUAUGACAUACAUUAACUGACAGUGUGCACCUAGUGCUGUUUUUCUGUGGUGGUUCUUACUAAGUAAGUAAAAACAGUGACUUUCCUGCUAAAAAAAGCAAUUUUCUUGAUGGAAGUUAUGCCGCUUCUAUUAUUUUCAAAUAAAAAAACGGAGGUGAGGGAAAAAGGGAACCCAAAUAGUAAAAGCGGCAGCCGCAGCACCCAAAUCAAACAUCAUAUGGUUACAUGUUGAUAACCCCCCCCCCCACACACACACACGCACGCACACUGGCCUCAACUGGGGAUAUAACAGCAUUUAUUUAUAUACUGAGCUAUACGCCUCCAUAUUCUUUUUCCCAAUGGUUUGAAUUCUGGCAUUCCAUCCUUCUGCUGCUAAACAAGUCUACUAGUCCACCAAUGAAAAAUAGGAUAUUUAUUCCUGAUUUGUGAAGUCUGUACAAAACCCCAGACUGAAAACCAAUAGAUGCAAUUGUGACCUCAUAACAAAACUCAAAUAAUUCAAUGAUCUUUAUUACAAAGUGAGGCCUUUAUAUGCUGUCAAUAACGUUCUUGUAUUACUUCCCCCUAGACUAGGGAUCUCCAGUCCAGAGUUGUUGCUGAUCCUUGCACUGUAGGAUGUUGGGAGUUGUAGUACAGUAGCAGGAGGGCCACCAAUUGAACAUUCUGAAGUGCUGAGCAGGGUCUCGCAAGCUGUAGUGUUCAGUAUGCAGGUUGCUGGACAAUACAAACCAUGUGAAGCACCAACUUUAUUUAUUCUAACUAGUGUGUUUUAUAUCCUAUUUAUAUUUCAACUGUAAUUGUUUGUGUAUUAAAAACAAAACAUUUGUUUAAAAAAA